Messenger RNA from Dermacentor albipictus, 829 nucleotides. RefSeq names its product glycine receptor subunit alpha-2-like. The record is from RefSeq and is a predicted model, not a curated record. Gene Ontology annotation, cellular component: synapse; plasma membrane; neuron projection. Lineage: Eukaryota; Metazoa; Arthropoda; Arachnida; Ixodida; Ixodidae. Gene Ontology annotation, molecular function: transmitter-gated monoatomic ion channel activity involved in regulation of postsynaptic membrane potential; chloride channel activity; excitatory extracellular ligand-gated monoatomic ion channel activity. Gene Ontology annotation, biological process: signal transduction; regulation of membrane potential; chloride transmembrane transport.
AUGGGCGCCUCGUCUCCUUUCAGGCUCACGCUGGAGUUAGCCUGCCCGAUGGGAUUUAGGCGUUACCCACUCGACAUUCAGAGAUGCCCCAUGACAAUCAGUACUUAUUCAGAGACUACGGAGAAAGCCAUUCUGCAGUGGGAAGACGUCGAUCCAGUAUUCUUUGAGGGCGAAGUGCAAAUUCCUCAGUUCGACCUGCUGGACAUGGUCUACGAGAACUUUACGAUGUCCUUCGACACAGGCACCUUCAGCGUACUGCGAGCCAACUUCACCAUAUCGCGUGAGCGCGGAUUCUACCUGAUAAACAUGUACUUCCCCACGCUGCUUAGCGUCGUCAUUUCCUGGUUUGCCUUCUACCUGCACCUCAACAUGGCUCCCGGAAGAAUCAUCCUCGAUCUAGGCAUGCUGCUCAACCUGCUUUCUGUGAACAGGGGCGUGCGCUCGGAGCUGCCCCCGGUGUCGUACAUGAAAGCCCUGGACGUGUGGAUGGGAGGCUGCAUAUGCGCAGUGUUCGGAUCACUGCUCAUCUUCUCCGUGGUGAACUACAUGGGGCGCAUCAAGCAGCGGCCCAAGCUGUACAGAAUGGUCGACGACGCUGCAUUUGUCCUCGUAACAAGAAAGAAAGAGUUGGCUGAGGACCCAGAGAGCUACGACAGCAAGGAGUACGACGAAUUGCACCGGAACCUCAAAAGAGCGCAGAGCAUCGACCGAUUCGCCCGGGCCGCCUUCCCGUUCGUCUUCCUCGUCUUCAACACUGCCUACUGGUCCCUGUAUUCCAGCCAGGAGUACAUCAGCGCCUAUGGCGAACUGGAGCUUGCCUAAGUUGUGU